Molecule: messenger RNA, 2479 nt
Organism: Biomphalaria glabrata
Lineage: Eukaryota; Metazoa; Mollusca; Gastropoda; Planorbidae
Product: retinol dehydrogenase 16-like
Exons: 8
Coding region: 202-1242 (346 amino acids)
Molecular function (GO): oxidoreductase activity
Source: RefSeq, a predicted model, not a curated record
GCUAAAUAUUAUAGAGCUAUUUAUUUUUUGUGCGUUAUUCUGUAACCUGACAUAUUACAGUGUGCUUCAAGUCCAUAACAAAAGGCUACAACAUAUACAUGAUGACAAGUUCAUAGUCUUCUAAGUGGAUGCUUCAAUAAAAACAAAAGUGAAAAAUUCUACACCAGAAAUUCAAUACAACUGCAUGUGUACUAGCAAACCAUGGACAGCUGGUCUACUGACCUCAUUAUUGGGACAACUUUAUUUGUAUCUUUUAUUAUUUUCCUUUUUUAUUUACAUCUAUAUCAAACAAAAACAAUUUCAUCGGUGUCAAGGGCAGUUCUUAUAACAGGUUGCGAUACUGGAUUUGGUCACCAACUCGCCAUUCGACUAGACACAGAAGGAUAUAAAGUCUUUGCUGGAUGUCUAGAUGUAAAUAGUGAAGGAGCAAGGAAGCUUCAAAGUUAUUCUCAAACUCUUACAAUCUUACAGUUAGAUGUCACCAAAAGUGACCAGAUAGAGGCAGCAAAAGUAAUAGUUGUAAAUAAUCUAAUGGGAAACGUAUUAUGGGCUGUAGUGAACAAUGCAGGGCUAGCUAGUCAUGCGCAGUUUGAAUGGUUGCCCAAGACAACUUUUGAACGAAUGAUACAAGUCAAUUUAAUGGGCGUUGUCAACGUCACUCGAGAGUUUCUGCAUCUCAUUAGAGCUAACAAGGGAAGAAUUAUUAACAUAGCAAGCAUGGCAGGUCGAACUGCUAUUCCCGGCUUUACAGCAUACUCAGCCUCAAAAUUCGCUGUUAUAGGAUUUUCUGACAGCUUAAGAAGAGAAAUGAAACAUUUUGAUGUCAAGGUUAUAACUAUUGAGCCUUCACUUUACAAGACUGGCUUAUCGGCUCAUUUCAUACUUCAAAAUGAUGUCUUUUGGUCCAUAGCUGAACCUGCAGUACGUCGAGAUUAUGGUGGGAAAUUCUUUUCUGAUACUCAGUUAUCAAGAAACAGAUUAUUAAAUCGGGCAAGAAAGAAUAUUGAUGAAGUUAUAGACUGCUGUGUGCAUUCCGUGACCGCUGCUUAUCCCUCCAAGCGUUAUGUACGGCCAAGACACUUACAGAUCUUCAAUGAUUUCUUUAAUGAAAUGUUUCUUGAUUUUCAAGACCUUAUAUUGUACUACAUAACGGGAAUAUACACUAAGCCAGACAUGAUGUGUCACGAGAACCAGGACAUAGAGCAUCAUAUGUUAGGACGUCGUAGGAGUUACGCUACAUAGAUGACUCUAUGUUUGUAUAUAUGUAUGAACUUUUGAGAGAAGAGAGUGAGCUUUUUGUUUCAUUAACUAAAGAUAAAUGUAAGAUUUGAAAUUGAUGUUAUAUUUUGAUUGGAACAUUAAGUUAGAAAUAAAUAUUUCUGAAAAACAUAUGAAAAAUUAAAUAAACUGAAUUCUCUCCCUCUCUUUCUUUCUCUAACACGCACACACGGAUCUUAUAAAUAAGCUAAGAACAAAAAAUACCAUCCUACUUACACAAAUGUUGAAAGAUCUAAAAUCAUUACACUCACAAUCGAGCGUCUAAUGAUAAACGCACUAAAACAUAUGUCUAAUAUAAUCCUGUGGCAGUUAAGGUCUCGAGGGACGAUCUUUUCCCUCUGCAACUUCUUAUGUGACUAAAGAGGCCAAUCUUUGAUACACAGCUGCGUCUAAUAUAAUAUACGUACAUCAACACAUAUACAUACAUUUUCAUUAAUAUACACUUCACACAUAUAAUCAUGUCCAAUAAUGAAAACCCUUUAAUGCAUUACAUUACAUAUUAGGCCUACAUACAAACAUGUCUGCACUAAUAAACAUUAUAAACUAUAUGAUAAAAUGCCUAAAAAUGAAACAAACAUAAAGAAAUUUGUUCCGUUACGAAAUGGCCGCCCUUUUCCCACAAUAUAAUCCUUUCCAUUUACACAUCAAUUUAUUUUGUGUUACGUAAUGUGCAGCCAAAACAAAAAAAAAGGUUUCAAUACUUUGCUUCCUCUCACAACCCUAAAGAUACAACACCUUUUCCAAAUUCACUUCUUUUGCUCAUCAAUUGUAACUAUGAAGGAUGAAAGAUCUUAGCUUUCCUUUAAAAACAAACUUAUAUCAACUCACUGUCUGUUUGGUGAAAAGCUUGUACAAGUUAUUUCUCCCACACCCAAUCUCCAAUCUCGGAUACAGCAGAAUUUUUGCACAGUUGUUUCUUUUAUCUGACUAAACAAGAAUCAAUAAAAACAAUAAACAAAAUAUAUAAUUAACUAUUGAUAAUAUUAUUUUGAUUGGUAUCGAACAAGGGAACGAAAUUGUACUGACUGAUGUGAUGGUAGAAGUUGAAUUGGUCCUCUUCAUACUUAAUAUAAGUUUGAAACUAAUAAUAGAUAACUAUAAAACCUUCUAUUUUCUUAAGUACUUCCCUGAUACAGUGGUUAAUGUGUUGUCUUUAGGCAGCUGAAGCUUUCGAGUUUGAAUUUAGGUCCUUAAUAUAUAU